Messenger RNA from Sparassis crispa, 921 nucleotides. RefSeq names its product Oxidoreductase andH. Lineage: Eukaryota; Fungi; Basidiomycota; Agaricomycetes; Polyporales; Sparassidaceae. The coding region runs from base 1 to 921 and encodes 306 amino acids. Gene Ontology annotation, biological process: secondary metabolic process. The transcript is spliced from 2 exons. The record is from RefSeq and is a predicted model, not a curated record.
AUGCCCUCGUUAUCCGCCGUACGCGCAGCCAAUGCUGCAUUCUCCCCAUCGUACAUCCCGGUCGCAAUCUUCGUCGGCGGGACUUCAGGUAUCGGCCAAGGCGUCGCUGAAGCCUUCGCCCGUCACACCCACGGCAACGCACACAUCAUCCUCUGCGGCCGCAACCGCGCAGCGGCCGAGGCCAUCAUUGCCUCCUUCCCUAAACCCACCUCGCCCUCCGCGCUGCACGAGUUCGUGCAAUGUGACGCCUCGCGCAUGAAGAACAUCGAGGCGACGACGCAGGAGCUGCGCGCGCGCCUCCCGAAGGUCAACUUCCUCGUGCUCUCGCCGGGGAUCAUGACGAUGCGGGGGCGCAACGAGACCCCGGAGGGGAUCGACUACAAGCUCGCGCUGCACUACUACGCGCGGUGGAAGUUCACGCGCGACCUGCUUCCGCUGCUGGCGAAGGCGAAGGACGGCGGGGAGGACGCGAAGGUGCUGUCGGUGUUGGCUGCUGGCAAGGGCGGGCCUAUUGAUGUCAACGAUCUGGGGCUGAAGAAGACUUUCAGCCUCAAGAACGCCGCGCUCGGGGCGACGACGUACAACGACUUGAUGGUGGAGUCCUUCGCGCAGCAGCAGCCCAACAUCGCAUUCACACAUAGCUAUCCCGGCAUCGUUCGUACCGGCCUCUUCAGUUCGUCGCACUGGCUUCUCCGUCCGGCUGCUGCGGCCGUCACUUAUGCUACUUAUCCCUUUUCUGUGGACAUCGAGACCUGCGGGGAGUACAUGCUGUACGCGUUGAUGCAGGGGCAGAAGGGCGCGUAUCGCAGAGACGAACAUGGCGAUGACAUCGGGAAGAAGAACUACUACGGCUCAGACGAGGAAAGGACUCGCCUCUGGGAUCAUACGGUGGAGGAAGUCGACCGAGCGUCACAGAGUUGA